Molecule: messenger RNA, 1818 nt
Organism: Pangasianodon hypophthalmus (striped catfish)
Lineage: Eukaryota; Metazoa; Chordata; Actinopteri; Siluriformes; Pangasiidae
Gene: zdhhc16a
Product: zinc finger DHHC-type palmitoyltransferase 16a
Exons: 11
Coding region: 184-1374 (396 amino acids)
Biological process (GO): protein palmitoylation
Cellular component (GO): Golgi apparatus
Molecular function (GO): palmitoyltransferase activity
Source: RefSeq, a predicted model, not a curated record
UAUUCCUGGCACAAUGGCAUGCAUGUAGCCCGAACAACAAUCCAGUUCCCACAAUCCACCGCAGUUCCAGCCCCGAGACCUGAGCCUCGCCGAGCAGGGAGAAGAGCUGCAAAGCGCUGGAGCAGCUGGCUGAAUUCUCAUCAUGUCUGCGGUUAAAGCUUUCCUCAGGAGCAUCAUGAGCUGAUGUGGCGUUUUACACUUUCACCAGACGAACACACUCAGGUCAGAAUGCGGCUGUGCUCCUGUGCCGUGCACAUGUUGGUGCGAUGGAUGCGCAGCUGCUCCAGGCGGACUCGCAGCCGCUUGCCUCGGAGACUGCGGGAGCCUCUGAGCUACACCAGACUCAUCUUUAAUUCCCUCUGCCACAACUCUCUCCUCAACUGUGAUCUCGUGACCGACUCCCUUUUCGAGCCGGUCUUCUGGAUGGUAGAGAUUAUUACCCGCUGGUUCGGGAUGGUCUUUGUGUUUCUAGUGAUAGUUCUCACCAGCUCUGUCCUCUUAGUUGCAUAUAUGUGCCUCCUCCCUUUGGCCCUUAAUACAUAUUCUCUUGGCUGGUUAGUAUGGCACUUAUGCUACGGACACUGGAACUUGGUGAUGAUUGUCUUCCACUACUACAAAGCCACCACGACGUCUCCUGGAUACCCUCCUAAGAUGAAGACUGAUAUUGCAUUCGUGUCUGUCUGUAAAAAGUGUAUAAUGCCCAAACCAGCAAGAACUCAUCACUGUGGCAUUUGCAAAACGUGUAUACUGAAAAUGGACCAUCACUGUCCGUGGCUUAACAACUGCGUUGGUCAUUUCAACCACCGUUACUUCUUCUCCUUCUGUCUCUAUAUGACUCUUGGCUGUAUAUACUGCAGCAUCAGUGGCCGUAAUCUCUUCUUAGAUGCAUAUCAUGCCUUAGAUCACAUCAAGCACAUGGACAUGGAAAAAGAGGGAGUUCCAGUGACAGGUGUAGGUCUGCUCAUAGGAAUCUUUCCUCAAGAAACUCUGACUGAGAAGAGUCAAACUUCAGCACCUUUCACCUUUAAGGACCGGGUCUUUCAUAAGAGUGUUAUCUACAUGUGGGUGCUUACUAGCACAGUAGCAAUUGCUUUAGGAGCUCUGACCUUAUGGCAUGCUGUCCUCAUCUCCCGUGGAGAGACCAGUAUUGAGAGGCAUAUCAACAAUAAAGAGGCCAGACGCAUGGCCAAGCGGGGAAAAGUUUAUAGGAAUCCAUUUGACUAUGGGAAACUGAACAACUGGAAGGUGUUUUUUGGAGUAGAGAAGAGGAGUCACUGGCUAACCCGGGUUUUACUGCCUUCUGGACACAGCCCCUACGGUGAUGGACUGACGUGGGACAUCUACCCGAUUAAAAAAGACAUGAUACCAGUCUAAAUUUGAGCGCUAGCAGAUGUAAUGCUGCUAAUGUUAGGUUGGUGUUCAGGUCACUGCGUGCCUGUGGAUCCAUAAUCCUGCACAUCAUGUAGUCUGCUAAGCCCAGAUUUACAGCUAUGACAUGGGAUGACAAGCAGCCAUGAAGAGGAAAAAACUGCUGUGUCUCCGGAAUAAUGGAAUUUUUUAACCUGAUGAUGAUGAUGAUGAUGAUAUCAUGUUUUAUCUAAUACACAUUUCCAGAGGCUGGAUCUGAUGUUAGUUUGGAAGAACUGGGACAUAGAGUGGAGCUGUGCUCCCUCAAAUAUCAAAACUAUAUAUGACUGACUAAAUGAUGACCAAUUGCCCAUGUUUUAUACUCAUGGUAUUUAUUUUCUCUUUAUAUGCAUUUUCACCCACCCAAAGUCUGCAGUGCUUUUUUUUUGUUUUGUUUUUGUUUUUUGUUUG